This is a messenger RNA of Betta splendens (Siamese fighting fish), 809 nucleotides long. RefSeq names its product calcitonin gene-related peptide 1. Lineage: Eukaryota; Metazoa; Chordata; Actinopteri; Anabantiformes; Osphronemidae. Gene Ontology annotation, cellular component: extracellular region. The record is from RefSeq and is a predicted model, not a curated record. Gene Ontology annotation, molecular function: hormone activity. Bases 39 to 431 code for a protein of 130 amino acids. The transcript has 3 exons.
GCUGCAGCGCCACAAAUCCAACUUUACCGUUCCACACCAUGCAUCACCUGCGGGUCCCCGUGCUGCUCGUCACGCUGCUUGCGCUGCUGCGCUGUGUCACCGCCGCGCCAAGCCACAGGUACUUCAGUCCCCGCUCAUCCAGCGAGCAGGAAAGCGCCCUCCCCGGGAGCGAGGACUGGUUGGCUGAGCUGUCCUCCAACCCGUUCCUGGGCCUCGUGGCUGCACGGCCGCAGAGGGGGCUCCCUCCUACAAACAGUCACCACUUACAGAAAAGGAAGUGCAACACAGCCACCUGCGUGACCCAGAGGCUAGCAGACUUCCUGGUUCGGUCCAGCAACACCAUCGGCACCGUCUACGCGCCGACCAACGUGGGAUCCGCCACAUAUGGCAAGAGGGACCUACUGCAGCCGCCCCGCUACAGGCCUCUCUAGUACGAAGCGAGAAACUUCACCAGCGCUCCCAGUGCUCCGAUGAUGUAACCAGUCAUCUUAUGUAACAAAUGUCUGUGAGAAUGACGCUACUAAUGAUGAAACCAGUGGUAAUGAUGUUUAUGAGUGUUCGUUGUUUGUUUAUUUUAGAAACUUCAAAAAAAAACAGUGCCUUUAAUUUAAACCAUUAAAAUCAAUGUAUGCUUUUUUUCCGCUCUGUUGCUCUGUUAAUACGCCUCAACACUGGCAUGAUGUGAAUAUUAAAAUACUUAAAAGUAAUGCAUAAAAAAUAAAUAAAAGAAGAAGAAGACAGAUGUAAAGCCAUACAAAGUCAAUGUCACUCUGGUGUUUUUGAUAACAAAAUAAAAAUCUUUUACAAAA